UCAGAGGAGGCGGGGAGCGCCUGCGACUGCGCGUGCUUAAAGCGCUCGGAGCAGAAACCGAGCGAGCGGCCUGAGCAACCCCAGCCUGUGACACCACCUGGACCACGCGCCACUACAGCUUUCCCGGCAUGGAGGGCGAAUGCCGGGUGCUCUCCAUCCAGAGCCAUGUUGUCCGUGGCUACGUGGGUAACAGAGCGGCCAUGUUCCCUCUGCAGGUUUUGGGAUUUGAGGUUGAUGCCGUGAACUCUGUGCAGUUUUCAAACCACACAGGCUACGCCCAUUGGAAGGGCCAGGUGCUGAAGUCCCAGGAACUUCAUGAGCUAUACGAGGGUCUCAAGGUGAACGAUGUCAAUAAAUAUGACUACGUGCUCACUGGUUACACGAGAGACAAGUCUUUCCUGGCCAUGGUAGUGGACAUUGUGCGGGAGCUGAAGCAACAGAACUCUCACCUUGUGUAUGUGUGUGACCCUGUGAUGGGCGACAAGUGGAAUGGGGAAGGCUCCAUGUAUGUUCCCCAGGACCUCCUUCCCGUGUACAGGGACAAAGUGGUACCCGUGGCUGACAUCAUCACUCCCAACCAGUUUGAGGCUGAGUUGCUGAGUGGCAGAAAAAUCCACAGCCAAGAAGAAGCCUUCGAGGUGAUGGACUUGCUGCACUGUAUGGGUCCCGACACUGUGGUCAUCACCAGCUCUGACCUGCCCUCCUCACAGGGCAGCGACUACCUGAUCGCGCUGGGCAGCCAGAGGAUGCGGAAACCUGACGGCUCCACGGUGACCCAGCGCAUCCGGAUGGAGAUGCGCAAGGUGGAAGCUGUCUUCGUGGGCACUGGGGACCUCUUCGCUGCCAUGCUUCUGGCGUGGACACACAAGCACCCGGACAAUCUCAAGGUGGCCUGUGAGAAAACAGUGUCUGCUAUGCAGCACGUCCUACAGAGGACCAUCCGGUGUGCAAAAGCUGAAGCAGGAGAAGGACAGAAGCCCAGCCCGGCUCAGCUGGAGCUGAGGAUGGUCCAGAGCAAAAGGGACAUCGAGGACCCCGAGAUUGUCGUGCAGGCCACAGUGCUGUGAGGACCACGCACAUUCGCCCCGACACACAGCCAGCUGAGGUGUCCGUCUCCAUCCCUGUGAAAAGCUGUAACGUCUGCCUUAGAGCCAUGACUGAAACUCGACAUCCGUGUUCCUUCCCGAGAGUCGAGUCUCAGCCAGUCUCUAGCGUGAAAAUGUGCCAUUGUGCUAUUUUUUUAAAAAAUGACAAAGCCGUCGUAGAAAUAUGUGAUUCACAACCACGGUCCCUUCCCCAAAGGCCCUGGGCCUCUGACUGCCUCAUGUUGCCUCAUAGGUAUGUGGAAGGUAGGUGGAGGAGACCAGCCUGCUGCCUCUGGACCUUUCUGUUGGUCACUGGCUGCCCAUUGCCCCCUGUGUAUACACAGACCUGAUCAUGUAUAGACUCUGCCUGUGUCGGCGCUGUCUUUAAAAUGGGGUUAGGUCUUAACCGUUGGCAUCGGAAGAAUUAUGCCAAAUAUCUUCUUUGCCAUUCUGGUCUUUCCCUUGUUCCUGCAUUAGAGUUUCUGUGUCUCUGCUGCUCUUUGGGUGUCCCAGAAUGUCCCAUGAAUGCAGCUGCUGGUCUGCGAGGGAGGGUUUCAUAUCCCCAUGCUUGCACACAAGCAUGUGGUCACUGUGACAGGGACCUUUUAAGGAACGGGAACAUUCCAGGAGAUCUGCAAGCCACCUGGGUGUCUGCAAGGUCUCCUGUAACUUCGGAGCAAAUCCUAAGAAGUUGACCAACAUGGGUUUGAGCUGCUGAGUGCAGGGCAGCUUGGGAGUUCAGGGAAGUUUGCCUCACUGGGCUUUUUUUUUUUUUUUGGUUUUUGAUUUUUGAGACAGGGUUUCUCUGUGUAGCCCUGGCUG
Messenger RNA from Mus caroli (Ryukyu mouse), 1907 nucleotides. It is a transcript of the gene Pdxk, whose product is annotated as pyridoxal kinase. Lineage: Eukaryota; Metazoa; Chordata; Mammalia; Rodentia; Muridae. Gene Ontology annotation, cellular component: cytosol. Gene Ontology annotation, biological process: pyridoxal 5'-phosphate salvage. The record is from RefSeq and is a predicted model, not a curated record. Gene Ontology annotation, molecular function: pyridoxal kinase activity.